Loa loa (African eye worm) is the source of this 784-nucleotide messenger RNA. RefSeq lists its product as hypothetical. The coding region runs from base 65 to 784 and encodes 239 amino acids. The transcript is spliced from 5 exons. The record is from RefSeq and is a predicted model, not a curated record. Gene Ontology annotation, molecular function: protein binding. Lineage: Eukaryota; Metazoa; Nematoda; Chromadorea; Rhabditida; Onchocercidae.
GUGAAACGAUAAAUCAAAUGAUCAAAAUAAUCGAUGUUUUACAAUUUUACAAAGAAAAUUGAAAAUGAAUAUGCUAAAUUCCAAUGGAGCGCUAUUAGCUAUUGAGACAAAUGAUGAGGAUAUGCUAAGAUUAAUAUUGUCGAAAACAGACAUACCAUUUGAUGCCCGAAUCGACGGCGCUUACCUGGAAGAGUGGACACUGCUUGAGUUUGCCUUAAUGCUUGGUCAUCGACAGUGUGCUGAAAUAUUACUGCGAAGUGGAGCCACAGUUGAUGUUGAUUCGUGUCCGUUAGAACGCCGUUUACAACAAAUUCGAGAAAGCACAGAACUUAUUACUGAGGAAAUUCGAUUUUUGAGGACCACCAAUAUUCAAAAUGAAGAUAAGCAGGUAGAGUGUCUAGAGAAACGCCUAUUACAAAUGAAAAAAAUGAAGGCUAUUUUGGAAAAUACUAUUAUUCCUGGACCAUUAACCAACGUUGAAGCAGUUGUUUCAGCAUCAGAUCAGUUAACAGUAAGUUGGAAAGAUGUUCGUCAACAUAAUAUGGAUCUUGUUGUAAACUACAAAGUUGAAUGGAGCUUGUGCGACGAUUUUAACAGUACUGAGGGAAGCUUGCUUUUGGAUACUAUUAUGAAAAACUAUGCAGUUAUAUCUCAACUGAAACGUGGAUUACGAUAUUCUGUGCGCGUUAGUGCUGCAUCCAUUGGUGGCUUUGGUCACCCGACCCUAGCAACACCUAAGUCACUACUGAUUUCAAGUACUUUAUGGAAUUUAAUAAAUUUGUGA